Choloepus didactylus (southern two-toed sloth) is the source of this 5334-nucleotide messenger RNA. RefSeq names its product TNF receptor associated factor 1 (gene TRAF1). Gene Ontology annotation, cellular component: cytoplasmic side of plasma membrane; plasma membrane signaling receptor complex. Gene Ontology annotation, biological process: tumor necrosis factor-mediated signaling pathway; positive regulation of JNK cascade; regulation of apoptotic process. The transcript has 10 exons. Gene Ontology annotation, molecular function: zinc ion binding; ubiquitin protein ligase binding; tumor necrosis factor receptor binding. Bases 1690 to 2937 code for a protein of 415 amino acids. The record is from RefSeq and is a predicted model, not a curated record. Lineage: Eukaryota; Metazoa; Chordata; Mammalia; Pilosa; Megalonychidae.
GGGCAGGUUGGGUAGAACUGGGACAGGCCCAGGGCGCUUGGCGACCAUGUCAUUGUUACCUUGGGGAGAUGGUUCCGAAACCGAGACGCUGGUAUAGACCAUCUUUUCUAGGAGUUCUACUGUUAAAGUGAGAAGAGAGAGAGUGGUUUCGGUAGAGGAAUUUGGGGUGAAGGUGAAGAGCAUUUUAAAAAUAGACAAUAGCAUGAUGUGUGGUUAAAGCACAGGCUCUGAAUUUAGGAGUCCCUGUCCAUUAACUGUGAGACUUUGGGCAAGUCACUUCACUUCUCUGUGCCUCAGUUCCCUCGUCUGUAAAACGGGGAUGAUGAUAAUACCUGCCUCCCAGGGCUCAUGUGAGGAUUAGAUGAGGUGGUGCCUGUGAAAAGUACUGAACCCAGCACUAAAAAGGCAUGGAGGAGGUUUGCUGAGAGGGUAGCCCAGGCUGGCCCAGGUUACGUCCUGAUUUGCAGAACAGCAGUAGGGUGCUGUGCCUUCUUUGCCAUCAGCUCCUGGCAGCCCAGAUCUGGAAGAGCUGUAGCUAUCCUCCAAUUGCAGUAUCAGAGGCUUUUGAGUGCUUGGCUGGGGCCAGUUGGAUGAAGUAGGUAUUAUUAUCCCCUUUCUACAGAUGCAGAAACUGAGGCUCAGAGAAAUUAUAGGCCACGAGAAAUGUUUGCAAAACCCCUUAUGAGCCCAGCCAGAUGAGAAGAUGGGAUCAUCCUCUCCGUUGGACAGAUGAGAAAACGGAUGCUGGAUCCCCUCACGUCCUCCUGAGUCUGUAGGCUCUGCCCGGCUGCCCUGCUUUCAUUUCUCUUGUGUGGGGGAAGAACACAGAGCUUGGAGUCUGAGAGACCUGCGUGUGAACCCCCUCCACCACCAGGGGCUGAGUGACUUUGGACCAGGCCUGUAACCUGAGUGCAGAAGAAUGCCCAGCAGGCUGUUCUGUGAAUUAGGAAGUAAAACAGGGCACGGAGCACAGUAGGCAUGCCAGGAACCGCAGUCCCCUUGGUUCACUUUUCCUGCAAACGUGGACCUAUGUCCCACAUGGCUGCUGAGCCCAGCUCCCCAUGACCUCGGAUGUGUUUGAUGCUUUUGUUCUUUUCGGGGCUGGGAAGUGGUGGUGCCUGACCCAGGCUUGGCCACCUCUGACUGAGGAGUCUGUGAGCCUGUGGCCUUGGGCCCAGAAGGCCAACCCGGGACUUCAAAGGAGGGGAGGGCCCCGUGUCGUCACAGAGACUCGGAGGAAUGUCAGGGGCUGGCUGGGUCAUCAGAGGCCUUCCUGCUGCCUCUCGCUGCCUGUGUCAUAGGGUCCCAGAAUCUUAGGCCUGGAGGGGACCUGGACAGCACCUGUUGCAACUCCUGUUUUUACAGAUGGGGUGACCGAGACUCACAAUGAGGAAAUGACUUUUACUUGAGGUCGUCCAGCCAGUUUCAACAGUGCAGAGCUAAAGCUCCUGGGACUUGAAUCUUUGGACUUGCCUCCAGGACCUUGGGGGACUCCCAUCUAAGAGGGUAAUUCCUGCCCCAUCCCUGCUCUGACUCAGCUGUGACGUUGAAGCACUCAAGCCAGAGAGAAGAUAAAGUCAUCAGAGAAUCUCCUCACCAGAGAGGGUGGCCCAGGCUUGAGCCCACAUCUUCUCUCAUCACAGCCUCUACUGGACUAGUCCCCUUCCCUGGAGGGGCUUAGACCCUGGGAUGGCCUCUGGCUCAGCCAGCAGCCCCCACCCAGCCCCCGAUGAGAAUGAGUUUCCCUUUGGAUGUCCCGCCACCGUCUGCCAAGACCCGUCAGAGCCCAGGGCCCUCUGCUGCGCUGCCUGUCUCUCUGAGAACGUGAGGAACCGUGAGGAUCGGCUCUGUCCCAAAUGCAGAGGGGACGACCCCCAAUCUGCAAGCCCAGGAAACCUUCUGCCUCAGGAGAAGGAGCACCCCAAGGUGGCCGAGGCUGGAGUUGAGUGCCCCUUCGCAGGCGUCAGCUGCUCUUUCAAGGGGAGCCCAAAGUCCAUGCAGGAGCAUGAGGCCACCUCCCAGGCCUCCCACCUAAACCUGCUAUUGGGGUUCAUCAAACAGUGGAAGGCUCACCGGGACUCUGGUCCAGGGUCUGGACCCACAGCCCUGGAGCAGAACCUGUCAGACCUGCAGCUGCAGGCGGCCGUGGAGGUGGCAGGGGACCUGGAGGUGGACUGCUACCGGGCACCCUGCUCUGAAGACCAGGAGGAGCUGGCCCUGCAGCAUUUCAUGAAGGAGAAGCUCCUGGCCGAGCUGGAGGGGAAGUUGCAUGUGUUUGAGAACAUUGUUGCCGUCCUCAACAAGGAGGUGGAGGCCUCCCACCUGGCCCUGGCCGCUUCCAUCCACCAGAGCCAGCUAGACCGUGAACGCAUCCUGAGCUUGGAACAGAGGGUGGUGGAGUUGCAGCAGACCCUGGCCCAGAAAGACCAGGCCCUGGGCAAGCUGGAGCAGAGCCUCCGCCUCCUGGAGGAGGCCUCCUUUGAUGGCACCUUUCUGUGGAAGAUCACCAACGUCACCAGGCGAUGCCAUGAGUCAGCCUGUGGCAGGACUGUCAGCCUGUUCUCCCCAGCUUUCUACACUGCCAAGUAUGGCUACAAGUUGUGCCUGCGACUGUACCUCAAUGGGGAUGGGACGGGAAAGAGGACCCACCUGUCACUCUUCAUUGUGAUCAUGAGAGGGGAGUAUGAUGCUCUCCUGCCGUGGCCUUUCCGGAACAAGGUCACCUUCAUGCUGCUUGACCAGAACAACCGUGAGCAUGCCAUUGAUGCCUUCCGGCCCGACCUCAGCUCAGCGUCCUUCCAGCGGCCCCAGAGUGAAACCAAUGUGGCCAGCGGCUGCCCGCUCUUCUUCCCCCUUAAUAGGCUGCAGUCGCCCAAGCAUGCCUACGUAAAGGAUGACACCAUGUUCCUCAAGUGCAUCGUGGAGACCAAUGCGUAGGGUGGGCCGGUGGGGCCGAGUGAGCCAGGCCGGCUCCUGAGGCAGCCCCAGCUGGGACAGGGGGUUCAGCAAGGUGACUGUGAGCUCCUGCCUGCCCUCCCAAGAGGGACCGGGGCUGGCGUGGUCUGAGUAGGACUGCCAGAAGGCCGGCCACCAGCUCAGGACAGCAGUGGCACCUUGGGCUGGGCCCACAAAGGGUCUAGAAGGAGGCUGUGGCCAAAUCACUCCCCCCUGCACCGAGAGCACCCCACUGGAGGGCCUGGGAGCCACUCCAGCCCAGAUGUUGACGGACUUCAACCAAGAUGGGAGAGAAUGGAACCAGGCCCUGGAGGGGGAUGGAAAGCUGGGGAUGUAGGAUCUGAGCACAGGCACUCUCGGGGUGGACAGGGCUGAAGGGCCACCCAGAGCACUGGAAACAUACUCGUCCUCAGGCCCAGGAGCAGGGGGCGGAAGGGAUGGGAUGGCAAUGUGACUUCAGUCUGUCCAGGCCUGGGAGAAGCUCCUCAUCACUGGCUACACUGGAGGGAUGGGGCCUCAGACUGCAGGUUGGAUUUGAAGACCUUUAAGGUCUCUUCCAGCCCAGAAGGUCCUGCUCGUCGGGCUGCUGACCCAGGUGUGGCUUAGGGCUGGAGGGGGCUGAAAACAUUUAGGAGCCUCCCGCUCUCCAGUUACUCGCCUUCAGGCAGUGCCUGCUGACUGCAGCUGGGCUGAGCUGGCCAGCGUGGCACCUGCCACUGGAGCCUGGCAGCUCAGCUUCCCCACCAUGUGUGAGCCUGCAGAGCUCCUGCAUCCUGUGCUCCCACUGGCCCAGCUCCUCUUCACACCAUCCGGGUGAAACCAGGUCACUGUGAGUAACCAGGAGAGCCAGAAGGGAAUGUGGAGAAGGAGGCUCAUAAACUGUCCACUCCUCCUGCCCCAUCUUCAGUGCUUUCCAGAAUCCCAUGUUGCCUGAAUUCAUUUCUCCCAGUUGGCUAUGGCCUCUGAGCCACUGAACCAAAGUUGUCUUUUUAAAUAUAUAUAAAACCAAUGAAAGAAAAGGAAAAAAAAGUAAUAAAAUCUCUUUCGAAGUUUUCAUAAAGUGUAUGGCUGUGGGAGUUGGUCCUAACUGGGCCAAGUUGGAAAGGCCCGCUGUUGGGUGCUGGGUGGUACCAUGAGUUUUGCAGGUGGCACCGGAGCCCAGUGAGCAGCCAGCAGGAGCCCCACCUCUUGAAACGCCAUCUUCUUUCCGUAGCGGGCAUAAGCACCCAGCCCGCCUCCCUCACUGGGUUUUGUGAACUUCAAAGGAGAUGCUACCCAGGAGAGGGUGGCAAGGAUGCAGCACCGUGGGCUCCGCUGCCAGCCUGCCACGGCCUGGCUGGGCCAUGCUCACCAGCUCACCUUGGCGGCUUCACACGACCCUUCCCCACAGGGACCCCACACGACUUUCCAGAAACCUGAGACUUCAUGUUGCCACCCAGGGCUCCAGGUGAGAAACUACCCUCUCCCCACCAACCUUCCCUACAGCUUACGCCUCCUCUACUUGCUGAGGCUGCAGUAGCCUUCACUCCUCAAACCUUCAUUCCUCAGGGUUUUCAUCUGGAAAACAGCUCAGCAGCCCUGCCUUUUCUCCCUAACCCUGCAUUGUGAGGAUCAAAGGACGUGAGGGAGCAGCGUGGCACAGUGGACUUAAUAUAUCAGAAAACUCAGAUCGGAACCCUGUAGCGCCUCAGUCUCCUCGUUUGAAAGCAGAAGGAAUCAUCCUGCCUGGCCCCGUCUGGCUCACAAGGCCCAUAUACCGUCAUGGACUGAGUGCUUUGUUCACAUGGUUCUUGCCACAUGCGACAGGCUGUGAACAUGCUAGCACUGCUUUUCCCUGUCCCCACUGCUGACAGCUUGCUGAUAAUAGAGACAGACUCGCUUUCCUUUGAUGGGUUUCUGUAAUGUGUCAAGGUCUGAUCCAGCAAAUUAUGGGGACUUCUGCCUGACAGCUGGUGUCCCGGCAAGUGACUUCUUCCUUCCGCCUCACCAAGCACUGAGUUGAAGGGGGAUCUGUAGGACCAGCACUCCUAGGGACAACAGUUACUCUGCACAUUUAAUUGCUUGUUUCUGUUGGAAAGAAAAGCUCUGCAAAUGGUGUGACACAACCAUUGUUUCCGCAGAGCUUCAUUGAGACCUGCAUGUGUUGUCCACUAUGCUGGACCCUGGGGUGGAGAGGUAAAUGCCCCCUGCCCUCAAGAAACCCUGAGUUCAGGGGGGUGCGGGAUGGGGGGAACAGGCACAUGAGUCAGUGGUAAUAACCGAUAAGUAAGGGGAGCUGAGAGAAACCACAGGAUCCCAGAUCCUUGGGGUGAAGCAAGGAGGAAGAGGUGGCACCUAAACGCAGCCUGAAAAUACUAAGAAAUGCAGAGCAUGGGAAUG